AUGGUUAUGGGAAGAACAUUCGAGGAACACCUCUCCAAUCUGAAGGAAGUCUUCUACAGAAUUAGGAAUGCACAUCUGCAAAUAAAUCCGAAAAAGUGUUUCCUGUUCCAGAAGCGAGUUGAGUUCGUGGGGCAUGUCGUUUCUUCAGAAGGCAUCCAAACCGACGAGCGGAAAAUUCAAGCUAUUAGAGACUGGCCUAAGCCAAAGGACAAACAUGAACUUAGAAGCUUCCUUGGCUUGUGUACAUACUACCGGAGGUUUGUCGAAGGAUUUGCCAAUAUUGCAGCCCCACUUCAUAGACUGACAGAAGAUAAAACAGCAUACACUUGGAACUCGGCAUGCGACAAUACAUUCAGGAAACUUAAAGCAGCCCUUUGCUCCAUCCCGAUGCUAGUAACAUCGGAAUCGGUGCAGUUUUGUCACAAGUGCAGGAAGGAGAAGAACGUGUCAUCGAAUAUUUCAGUCGAGUUCUUUCCUAACCCGAGAGAAAUUAUUGUAUAA
Messenger RNA from Anoplophora glabripennis (Asian longhorned beetle), 501 nucleotides. RefSeq lists its product as uncharacterized. The record is from RefSeq and is a predicted model, not a curated record. The coding region runs from base 1 to 501 and encodes 166 amino acids. The transcript has 2 exons. NCBI's taxonomy places the organism in Eukaryota, Metazoa, Arthropoda, Insecta, Coleoptera, Cerambycidae.